AUGGAUGGAUUAGGCUGGCAAUUUAUCAGCGGCCAGUUUGCAGACACUCCCCAUCUCGACGAGGUCGGCAGGGAAGGCGUCCGUGCAAGGCACCUCUUCAAUGUGGUCCCAACCAAAACUUGGCCGAAUCACCAUUCCUAUAUGACGGGACUUUACCCAGAGAGCCACGGGAUUGUCUCAAAUAAGUUCUGGGAUCCUGUUUAUCAAGAAAAAUUUAUUUACGAUUAUGAUUGUUCAGACAGCGACCCGAAGUUCUACAACGCUUCCGAACCAAUCUGGUUGACACUACAAAAGCAGGGUGGACGUAGCGGGAUUUACUUCUGGCCGGGAAGCCGCGGCUAUCCAGAAAAACCCAUUUUCUACGAGAAGCCCUUUUGCAAAGUCGAUUGCAGCGCGAUUGACCCAAAAGAUCUUCCGAAAUACCGUAACAAAACGUAUCCGUCGUGGUUAGGUUACAAAUACAUUCAUUGUGUCUUCAAUUACACGGAACCUUCUCAGAGCCGAAUCGAUAAAAUCAUAAACUGGCUCAAAUCGGACGAACCACCGCAGUUUGUGGCGCUGUACAUCGAUCACCCGGACUGGGAGGGGCACGAAUAUGGCAGUUAUUCAAAUGAAUACAAACGAGCCAUUGAAAAAGUCGAUCGCGAUGUUGUGGGUUAUUUCAUUGAUCGAUUGCGUGACGAAGAGCUUAUAGACACAGUCAACUUGAUGUUCGUCAGCGAUCACAGUUUUAACAACGUCUCUUCAGAGCGACUCAUAAUUCUCGACGAUUACAUCGAACAGUCCGCGUACAUGCUGACGGAAUCUGGGGCACUCGUACAUAUUUGGCCGAAAGAUGGUAAACUGGACGAAAUUUAUGACAACCUCACUAAAGCCAAAAACCCGCACAUGACAGUUUACAAGAAGGAAGACAUCCCAGAUGAGUACCACUGGAAACACAAUCGCCGCAUCCCUCCUAUAUUCAUCAAUCCCGAAGUGGGUUGGGUUAUCGAGCAAUCCCGCGGGAACACGAGCGUGUCUUGGGUUCACGGGACACACGCCUGGCCGCCUCAGGAGAGUCGCAGCUACCCAAUUUUCUUUGCCCGUGGUCCCGCAUUUAAAAAGGGUUUCGAAAUUGCGCCGUUCAAGACACUCGAUCUCUACCCUCUGAUGUGUCAACUUCUUGGAAUUGUGCCUCAACCGAACAAUGGCUCACUGGAAAAUGUCAUGCCUCUUCUUCUGCAAGAAACCACAGACCCACCAACCACAGACCCACCAGCCCCAGACCCACCAACCGCUGGUCAAGCGAAAGUAAAC
Pocillopora meandrina is the source of this 1296-nucleotide messenger RNA. The record is from the annotation of a GenBank genome assembly. Lineage: Eukaryota; Metazoa; Cnidaria; Anthozoa; Scleractinia; Pocilloporidae.